AUGAGCAACUGCAACAGCAAAUCUUCUGCUAAAGACUUUUAUCUCAUUGGAUUUCCUGCACUUCAAGAUUUCCAGAUCCCUCUUUUCCUUGUAUUUUUGUUAUUCUACCUCCUAAUACUAAUUGGCAAUAUCAUUAUUAUAGCUGUAGUUGUGGUCGAUCAAACCCUUCACAAACCCAUGUACUUUUUCCUAGCCAAUCUUUCUGCCUUAGAUAUACUGGUUACAACUACUACCAUUCCCAAAAUGUUGGCAAUGUUUCUGGUCAAUGCCAAAACUAUUUCUUUUCAUGUCUGCUUUCUGCAGAUGUAUUGUUUUCAUGGUCUAACAGUGACUGAAUCGCUGCUUCUUGUAGUCAUGUCUUAUGAUCGUUAUGAAGCAAUUUGUAAUCCUUUGCAUUACCCAGUUAAAAUGACAAAAAGAGUAAACAUUCAACUGGCAGCAUGUGCUUGGAUAACUGCAUUGUUAAUACCAAUACCUGUCAUCUUCCAGACCUCUCAGUUAACAUUUGGUGAAACAACCACAGUUUACCAUUGCUUUUGUGAUCACUUGGCCGUUGUGCAAGCAGCAUGUUCAGAUUUCAGUGCCUCUUUUCAAACUUUCUUGGGGUUUUCCAUUGCCAUGACUGUUUCAUUUGUGCCACUUAUGCUUGUCACCCUAUCAUAUGUUCACAUCAUUAUCUCCAUAUUAAAAAUCAACUCUAAAGUAGGUCGCAGUAAGGCAUUUUCUACUUGCACUUCCCAUUUGAUUGUGGUUGGCACUUACCAUUCAUCCAUUGCCGUGGCAUAUAUUUCCUACAGAAAAGACAUGCCUAUUGAUAUCCAUGUAAUGAUCAAUGUUGUUUUUGCUAUUUUAAUUCCUUUGUUAAAUCCACUCAUUUAUACUUUGCGAAACAAGGAAGUUAAAUGUGCAGUAAAAAAGAUUGUUUUUCUGAAGAUCUUUCCUCCUUCUAAAAACUGUAAUCUCAUGGGGAAAAAUUAGCUGCAACACAGAAGUUUUACACAGUACCUAUACAUCAUAUCAUCCCAUUGUAAAGGGGUUAAAUAGGGCUUAAAUCUGUGGUUGUCAAACUGCGGGUCACAACCCAGUAGUGGAUCGCGGAAUGUAAGGCACUGGGUCACAGCAGCUCUGGUCAGCACCACCAAUUAGGCCGUUAAAAGUCCUGUCGGCGGUGCUGUCUGGCUAAGGCAGAAUAGUUCCUACAUGCUCUGACACCGCACUGUGUCCUGGAAGCG
Mauremys reevesii (Reeves's turtle) is the source of this 1232-nucleotide messenger RNA. RefSeq names its product olfactory receptor 2AT4-like. The record is from RefSeq and is a predicted model, not a curated record. Gene Ontology annotation, molecular function: G protein-coupled receptor activity; olfactory receptor activity. Lineage: Eukaryota; Metazoa; Chordata; Testudines; Geoemydidae. Gene Ontology annotation, biological process: G protein-coupled receptor signaling pathway. Gene Ontology annotation, cellular component: membrane. Bases 1 to 978 code for a protein of 325 amino acids. The transcript has a single exon.